AUGGCCGACCUUCCCCCUCAGUCCAUGCCUGCUCCUGUUGAACACCUUAAUAUCAAGGUGACGGAUAAUAACAACGAAGUCUUUUUCAAGAUCAAGAGGAGUACGCAGCUGAAGAAACUUAUGGAUGCCUUCUGCGAGAGACAAGGCAAGCAACUCUCGACUGUUCGCUUUCUCUUUGAUGGCACAAGAGUCCGGCCAGAUGACUCUCCUGAGACUCUUCAUGAGAAACGAAGUAAGCCAACUUCUCAAGUUUGUCCAUAUCCCUUCUCUCAAUACAUGCUAACGUCUCGGUGUUUCUUCUUCCACAGCCUUUCAUUCACCUCUUCCACGGCCGCCGUUCCUUUCUACCUUCCGCUUGAUGUUCCCCUACGUUCUGUUUCUUUCAAACAAGUGUAA
Trichophyton verrucosum HKI 0517 is the source of this 396-nucleotide messenger RNA. RefSeq lists its product as uncharacterized. Gene Ontology annotation, cellular component: nucleus; septin ring. Gene Ontology annotation, biological process: protein sumoylation. The coding region runs from base 1 to 396 and encodes 131 amino acids. The transcript has 2 exons. Gene Ontology annotation, molecular function: ubiquitin-like protein ligase binding; protein tag activity. Lineage: Eukaryota; Fungi; Ascomycota; Eurotiomycetes; Onygenales; Arthrodermataceae. The record is from RefSeq and is a predicted model, not a curated record.